Chlorella variabilis is the source of this 892-nucleotide messenger RNA. RefSeq lists its product as hypothetical. The coding region runs from base 1 to 723 and encodes 240 amino acids. NCBI's taxonomy places the organism in Eukaryota, Viridiplantae, Chlorophyta, Trebouxiophyceae, Chlorellales, Chlorellaceae. The transcript has 4 exons. The record is from RefSeq and is a predicted model, not a curated record.
AUGGACCAGGGCUCGCCCGCAAAAGCGGCGCGGGCGCGCCGGCAGCAGGCGGCCCGUGGCGGGCCCCACCAGCCGGCAGGGCAGCAGCCAAGAGUCCAGGAGCAGCCGACACCGCAGAAGCGGCGGCAAACGGUCCCCACGCCCCUGGCAAAGUUGAUCCGCGCAGAGGAGCGGCUGCGGCAGCGGGAGGUGAAGACGGAGCGCAACAAGCGGGAGGCCAAGGCGCGGCGGAGCGAGGAGCAGGAAGGCAGACCGCCUGCGGCGCCGCCCGUGACGCCACAGCUCAAGCGCCGCCGCCAGACCCAGCGGUGGACCAGCCAGGAGGUGGCGGAGCUUCAGCGCCUGGUGGCGAUGCACGGCGAGGGCCAGUGGGCCCUGGUCUUGAAGCAAGGGCGUGCGGUGUUCGCCGCCGGCCGCACAAGCGUGGACAUCAAAGACAAGUGGCGCAACCUGAACACCCCGCCCCGCCAGCGGGAGGGGGACGCCGGGCCGUCGCAGAAGCGGGGGCGGGUGGCCAUCCCCUGGGACAGCUGGGAAGUUGAGGAGCUGAGGCGGCAGGUGGAGCUGCACGGCGGCAGCAACUGGCUGCUGGUGCAGGACCAGGGCCGCGGCGUGUUCCGGGACCGCCGCACGGCGGUGGACCUCAAGGACAAGUGGAGGCUGCUGCAGCGCAAGGCAGCCAGGGCCGAGCGGGAGCUGCAGGCAGCUGCGCCGCGCGCCUGACCUUCCGCCUUUCAACCCAGCCAACAACGACACCCAGUUGCCUUGUACAUUGGCAACCAUACUCCGAUGCUUUCCCUGUAUUUAUUGUUAUCCGCAGACGCUGGCGCACUUUAAUCCACACAUUGUGACUGAGUUUCUUUCCACAGGAACACUGUAACACUCGCUGCAC